Molecule: messenger RNA, 3454 nt
Organism: Oryctolagus cuniculus (rabbit)
Lineage: Eukaryota; Metazoa; Chordata; Mammalia; Lagomorpha; Leporidae
Source: RefSeq, a predicted model, not a curated record
CCCGCCCCCGCCGCUCCGCAGCGCCAGCUCGGCAGAGCGUGGACGCCGCGGCCGGCCGCAACUUUGUCCCCGGGGCGCCGCGGGCCGAGCGGGAGCAGCCCGCCGGGCGCCUGCCCCAUGUCCCGCGCGGCGAGCGAGAAUGUGGAGUACACGCUGCGCAGCCUGAGCAGCCUGAUGGGCGAGCGGCGCCGCCGGCAGCCCGAGCCCGGCGCGGCCAGCCCGGCCGGCGAGCGCAGCCUCCUGGCGGCCGCCGAGUCGAGCGCCAGCCUGCAGAGCGCGGGCGCGGGCGGCGCGGCGGAGCUGGAGCGCGCGGCGCGGCGCCAGUUCCAGCAGGGCGAGACCCCCGGCUUCGUGUACGUGGUGGCCGCCUUCUCGGCGCUCGGCGGCUUCCUGUUCGGCUACGACACGGGCGUGGUGUCGGGGGCCAUGCUGCUGCUCAAGCGGCGGCUGCGCCUGGACGCGCUGUGGCAGGAGCUGCUGGUGUCCAGCACGGUGGGGGCGGCCGCCGUCGCGGCGCUGGCCGGCGGGGCCCUCAACGGCGCCUGCGGCCGCCGCGCCGCCAUCCUGCUGGCCAGCGCGCUCUUCGCCGCGGGCUCGGCCGUGCUGGCCGCCGCCGCCUCCAAGGAGACGCUGCUCGCCGGCCGCCUGAUCGUGGGCUUCGGCAUCGGUAUUGCCUCUAUGACUGUGCCUGUGUACAUCGCCGAGGUCUCACCACCCAACCUGAGAGGCCGGUUGGUCACCAUCAACACCCUCUUCAUCACUGGGGGCCAGUUCUUUGCAAGUGUGGUUGAUGGAGCCUUCAGUUACCUCCAGAAGGAUGGAUGGAGGUACAUGUUGGGCCUGGCAGCCAUCCCAGCUGUGUUACAGUUUUUUGGCUUUCUCUUUUUGCCUGAAAGUCCUCGAUGGCUCAUUCAGAAAGGACAGACCCAAAAGGCUCGUAGGAUUUUAUCUCAGAUGCGUGGUAACCAGACCAUCGACGAGGAAUACGAUAGCAUCAAAAACAACAUCGAAGAAGAGGAAAAGGAGGUCGGCUCAGCCGGGCCUGUGAUCUGCAGAAUGCUGAGCUACCCGCCCACCCGCCGGGCUCUGAUCGUGGGCUGUGGCCUGCAGAUGUUCCAGCAGCUGUCCGGCAUUAACACCAUAAUGUACUACAGUGCAACCAUUCUGCAGAUGUCUGGCGUGGAAGACGACCGGCUGGCCAUAUGGCUGGCCUCCCUGACGGCCUUCACGAACUUCAUCUUCACCCUCGUCGGAGUCUGGCUUGUGGAGAAAGUGGGCCGCAGGAAGCUUACCUUUGGUAGCUUAGCAGGCACCACCGUGGCACUCGUCAUUCUGGCCUUGGGGUUUCUGCUGUCAGCUCAGGUCUCCCCACGCAUCACUUUCAGACCAGCGGCUCCCUCAGGCCAGAACACCACUUGUACAAGAUACAGUUACUGCGAUGAGUGCAUGCUGGACCCAGACUGCGGCUUCUGCUACAAGAUGAACAGAUCCACUGUCGUCGACUCCUCCUGCCUUCCUGUCAAUAAGGCGUCCACCAGCGAGGCAGCCUGGGGCAGGUGUGAAAAUGAAACCAGAUUCAAAACGGAAGAGGUGUUCUGGGCUUACAAUUUCUGCCCCACCCCGUACUCCUGGACUGCCCUCCUGGGCCUCAUCUUGUACCUUGUGUUCUUCGCCCCUGGAAUGGGACCGAUGCCUUGGACCGUGAACUCUGAAAUAUACCCGCUUUGGGCGAGAAGCACAGGGAACGCCUGUUCCUCAGGAAUAAACUGGAUUUUCAACGUCCUGGUCUCUCUGACUUUCCUGCACACGGCGGAGUACCUGACCUACUACGGCCGUUAGCAGGGAGCUGGUCGGAAGUGCAGCAGCCGGGACACAAAGCAGGGCCCACGUGGGAUGUCGGCAUCGCAGGCGGCAGUUUUCCCUGCCGCACCACAGUGCUGGCCCCGCCUUCCUCCUGUGUAGUUGCUUCCUGAGAUCUCAGCGUCCGGAUGCUUGCGAACCCGUGCUGCUUAUCCUGCCUGCCCAGUACCCGCAUCCGCUAAGUCCACUGCUGAAACGGCACCAACAUUGCAGACAGUAAUGCAGAACUUGAUUCUGGAGAAGGCAUCUUACUCGAGCCCCAAGUACACGGAGGGAGUCUCUGUGCUAUGGAACAGACCGUGGAGGACCUUCCACUGCAGGGCAGAGAACUGAGCACGUGAGUUUCAGCGCCGUUGCCAGUGGCGUGGAGCCUGUCCGGGCCCCCACGCUUGGCAGGCAGUUCUGACUUCGGCCUGGUUUCCAUUGCUCACGUUUUUAUGGAAGUCUUCCAUUUCUAUAGAAUUUCCUUGACUUUGGGCGUCUGGGCACAAGCGGGCAUCCGUACGGCCCUCCCCUUAAGAACCUUCCUAACCCAUCUGCUUUUACCAGGCGUUUCUCGGUUUUCAUUAUGCCGGUGUUGCCAAGCCAUGACCAGUAAUGCAAGAUCCAAGAUCAUGUUCCGAGAGGCCAGGCUGGACUUCCGGUCAUGGUGUUGUGGUGUGGCAGCCUGGCUCCGUCUGGAUCACCUUGGUCACCAUCCUGCCUCUGUCCGUUUCUGGCAGAGUGUCCGCAUCCACCCAGCACUGUCCUGUCAGUCACCCCCCCAACCCCACCCAGUCAGCGGUCCAAAUCUCCUCCGUUCUAGGGCUCGCAGGGAGCCGGCUCUGAAGGGCACCUGCGCAGGACACCCACACCGGCAGAGGCAGCGGCUCACCCGCAGCUUCCCAGUGCCGGACCCUGAAUGACGUCCCCUCUCCCGCGGGGACAGUCUCUUGUCUCUAAGAUGCAGAUCUGCCCUCCCCUGCCUCAUUUAGCGGUUCUCCACCGGCUCUUGGAUUUUAAAGGAAGGCAGCCUGGGAAAUAGGCAGAGAGAACCACCCGGCAGCCCUUCCUGCACCUCGAGGAUGGUGCCGUGGAGGAGGAUGGGGCAAUGGGGUUGCCAGGAGAGAGCCGAGGGCACAGGGGGAAGGCGUCACCGUGGGGGUGCAGCCGACAGGAUGUCCUAACACGGGGAUGUUGGCUGUGACACGAGAAAGGCCAGGGACGACUCCCAGACUUCUGGCUGAGAGACUGGAAGGAGGCGGUCGCCUCGUCCUCCACGGAGGUUGAUUCCACGGAGGUGCCGUUGUGCGUGGGCCUGGAAACCCAAGGUGAGUAAGAAAGAAAGAUGCGUGACCUAGGAGACGAGACACGCACAGAACUGGAGGACUCUGCGCCAGUGCGCAGGGGGCAGGCUGCGGAGCCCACGCGUGGACACAGCCCGUCCUCUCCCUCUUCCCGAGGGGGCACCUGACCGGGGCCUCACGGGACUGGAAUCGCCAGGCUGUGCUAUUUGGUUUUUUUGGUCCAUUCCUGGGCGUGAUGCCGAGUGACUCAGGGAGCACGUCAGCCCCGUGCGGUCUCGCAGCCCCUGACUCCGUGUGUGCUGUUCCCC